Molecule: messenger RNA, 1302 nt
Organism: Anopheles nili
Lineage: Eukaryota; Metazoa; Arthropoda; Insecta; Diptera; Culicidae
Product: tubulin alpha chain-like
Exons: 2
Coding region: 46-1302 (418 amino acids)
Biological process (GO): microtubule cytoskeleton organization; mitotic cell cycle
Cellular component (GO): microtubule; cytoplasm
Molecular function (GO): structural constituent of cytoskeleton; GTP binding
Source: RefSeq, a predicted model, not a curated record
CAGCGUGAAAUCAUUCAACUACACGUGGGCCAAGCCGGUGUUCAGAUGGCUAGUGCUUGCUGGGAGCUGUACUGCCUCGAGCACGGCAUCUACCCGGACGGUAAGUUCUGCGAUUGCUCCAUCUACGAGGACUGUAGUGCGUUCUUCCGUUGCGACCGGUCAGGCCAAUGCGUGCCACGUGUGCUACUGCUCGACCUGGAGCCGGCGGUUGUGGAUGAAAUCCGCAUCGGUGCGUACCGUGAGUUGUUCCAUCCCAGCACGAUGUUGACAGGAUGUGAAGACGCAGCCAGCAACUUUGGCCGUGGCCACUACCGGCUUGGUCAGGCGAUAAUCGAACCGGCAUUGGAUCGAAUUCGAAGGAUGACCGAACAGUGCUCAUCCCUGCAGGGAUUCAUGAUGUUCCACAGCGUCGGAGGUGGAACUGGAGCUGGGUUAGGUACGUUGAUGCUUGAGCGGCUCGGAGAAGACUACGGCAAGGCAUCUCGCAUGGAGUUCGACAUCUUUCCCUCACCGAAAGUGUCACCUGUUAUCGUGGAACCGUACAAUGCCGUGUUGGCUUCGCACGUUGCCAUGGAGCACAGCGACUGCACGUUUCUGCUCGACAACGAAGCGCUGUACGAUGUGUGUGAUCGCAACCUGAACGUUCCGGAACCGACCUACACCAACCUGAACCGGUUGAUCGCGCAAGCUGUUUCGUGCAUUACCGCUUCGUUGCGCUUCUCCGGUGCUAUUAACGUCGAUCUGCUCGAGUUCCAGACCAACUUGGUGCCAUAUCCGAGGAUCCAUUAUCCGCUUGUUACGUACGCGCCUUUGGUGCCGGGUUGUACAGCUCAGCAUGAACAACCUACCACCAGUCAGCUGACGUACGAGUGCUUUGAACCGGCCAAUCAGCUGGUUAAGUGCGAUCCUCGAUCGGGUCGGUAUAUGUCCUGCUGCCUGCUGUACCGAGGUGCCAUCUCACCGAUCGAGAUCAACCGUUCGCUGCAGGAACUGCGUGAAAACCGCUCGAUUCGGUUCGUUGACUGGUGCCCAACUGGGUUCAAGAUCGGCAUCAAUCACCAGGCGCCGAUCGCGGUACCGGGCGCCGAUCUAGCCAAGACUGAUCUGGCUUGUUGCAUGCUAUCGAACAACACCGCCAUCAAGGCACCCUGGUUGCGGAUCGCCAACAGCUACCAGAGCAUGUACGAUAAGAAGGCAUUUUUGUGUCAUUUUCUCGACGAAGGUCUUGAAGAGCGCGAUCUUGCUGACGCGAUCGAGAACAUUCGCACGCUCAUCCACGAUUACGAGGAAAUUGAAAAAUAA